ACUAGUUGUUGGUAAUUUUUUUUUGGUAAGGGCUACCAAUCGGCUAUAUUUUUGUGGCUUUUUUCCAUAUAAAUCGCAGUUUUGAGGGAAGACUUUUCCUAUAAAAACUAGAGACUAAAAACUAAGUAAAUACAGUCUGUACCGAGUCUUGUAGGUGAAAGUAGAAUGGGAUUUUUGUAUGAUCUUGGGAAGAGCAGCAGGGUGACCACACGAAGAAACUGACAGUUGGAUGUGGUCGGAAGUACCAAUACAAAGAUGUUUGCCCUUGAUCUGAGUACGUUCAAUCCACAAAAAUAUAUAUCCUGUUUAUAUCAGGCUCGGUUAUGAAAUGGCGGAUGGUGUAUUAUUGUUAAAAGUCUAUCGGAAAAGCGUCGUGCAGUGACUAUCGGGAAAAGCGUUUCAAUGUUUAUCGUGGCGUGCGAUCAGACGAUUCGCUUUAUGUGCGGUUCCCUCCACACAGUGCUAAUAUGGGGUGAAUGUAUUUGUGACAAAAAAAUCAUUGUUUGAUAGGAGUUCUGAGACGAUUCUUCUGAGCAGGGAUCUGGGGAAGAUUCAUGCACAACGGGUGGUUACGUGAUGGAAAUAGACGUUACUCCUGCUGGUAACACAGAUAUAAAUUCGUUUGCAUUAUGUCAUGUUGAGCAGGAAAAUUUUCAAAGUUCUCCUGUUGAUUGUACAGCCCCAGCGAGUGCAUUCGGCACCCAAACUGUAGCCAGCAAAGAUCCGCUCUCUACUAUCAGCAACAAGAAAACAAUCAAGCAUGCACUACGACAACAAGCUAAACGCCGAAAAAGGAACACCAUAGCGUCGAACAAUUCAUCAGCCUCUGUGCCCAGAAUCCUUGUCAAGCGACUGCCCCCGGAUAGUGGGAUUGAAGACAUCAACGCAGUGCCUCAAAUAUCCAGCAGAACUCCCACUAUGAAAGAAGUGUUAGCUUCAAUUCCUGGCUUCAACAUGAAGACCAGGAAACGCACCAACAAGAAGCUCUCCACUGCUGCCCAGUUGGAACAGACCAAAGCGGGCUGUAUUGACUUGGAAACCCCCGAUUCCAUUCUAGUGAACACGAAUUUGAGGUUAUUGCUGAACAAGGGCACUUUCGCUUCGUUGCCUGUUUUGUAUCAAAACAAACUCUCUCAACUUUUGCCACUCGUCGACCGGCAGCUAGUGAACAAUUCAACCGACCCCAAUUGUAUAGAGAUUAGUUCGGGGUUGAACAAUGAAUUCUUUGCUAGGGCUUGCCUGGAGUGGCAGGAUCGACUGGCUGAAGGCGAAUUUACGCCCGAAAACCAGCAGAAGCUGAAACUGGAAGCGGAUAAGGAGAGAAGUAAGCUGGACCCCUGGAAGCUCAAGCAUUUUGAGCCGAUUUGGGGCGACAGGAGCUUGUCAGGUAGUGACCCAAGUGGCCCCUGUCGGACUGCCAGCACAUCUCGCCCCUCAUUGAAAACCACCAUUAAGUUAAGGCCCUCAACCACAUCAGCCACUAGCAAAAGUAAAGCCCCUCCACUUCCUCCUCCUGUUAAGAAGCUGCGGACUGUCGGUGCGAUGACACGCUCAUGUACCAUCUUGAAAGAGGAGAUAUCCAAGCCGGUCAGUGAAACCAAAUCCCAAAUCCCCGAUCUAUUGCCCAUUAAGCAAGUUAAAAGCAAAGUACAAAGUGGAGAAGUUCAGCACAAGGCUGAAGAGGUAUUUGUACCGGAAACUGCAAAGGAUGAAUCAGAGGAAGCAAAGCCGACUCUUCCUAGUGAUAUUCCCGCUGUAGAAAUACACGAUAAUUGUAUAGUUAAUAUAAGUGAUGCUAUUUUAGAGAAUAAUCAGGAGACAAUCAUUAUCUGCAGAGAAGAUAUCACUACUGAAUCUGAGAAACGGCCUCGUUCAGCCAGUUCAGAUUCUUAUGAAAACUCGCCGAAACGCAGCAAGUCCAUGAGUCCGUUAGCUCUCUCGCCGGAACCUGCCGAUCGGUUCCAGAGCACUGAGCUCAAGGAUCCAUUAGAUAUAACGUGCGAAGCGCCCAGUGACGAUGAAAAAGUCAGUGAGCCCACAUUGGAAAGCACAGAGCCCAUCGAGGAGAUCUAUGACAAGGACCGAAUAAUUGAUGAUAACAGCAGCAGCUCCUGCAGCAUGCCUGCGCACAAUUUGGAGGAAACCUCCAGUAGUCAGGUAAUUGAAACCGUCGAUUCCUUGCAACUGCACAUGAACUACAUAGAUGAGGAAGCCAAUGAGAUUAGCCAAGUGGACGACAACUCAUCCAGCACAUCAGCAACCAGCAGCAACACGGACGUUAAAUCGGAGCAGGAAUCAGAAAUGACUCAGGACCAGGACGACACAAUGACAUCCAUCCCAGAGGUUUCCGACAACGCUCCAUGCGAAUCCGAAACGAACCUGCCUAGCAUUAGUUCACAAGAAACCAACAGCAUGGAGGAAAGCAAGGAGAGCUUCAGCGAAAACAUGCAGACUUUGAGUAAGUUUUGUCACUCCUCUGAACAACAACCGGAGGAGGCGCCCGAAGAACUCGCAGCUGAAACCAACUUGCCCCAAAGUUCUGAGCCUGACAACACCAUCGAUGCUAUCCCGGAUACCUCAGAUCACGUAAUGGAAGAGGCUUUGCCGGAUAACUUCGAACAAUCUCAACAACCUGUUGAGAAAAUGGAGCAGCAGAUCCACGAAACGUUUCAAAUGCUGCCUAAUUCGCUGAUCAUCCAGCAAGAGUCCCUGGUGCUGCAGAAGCCCGAAUUCGUCGAAGACAUUAUUACAGAAGUAACGGCCGAAAAGCUGGAAGCUAGUGUGGAAGAAGCUGACUUGGUGAGCUUUGCUGCCGCCAAGAUUAUUCAGGACGACGAUGGCGAGGAUCGGUUUAUGGAUGCCGAAAAUUAUGUCCUGGAAUCCGGGCAAAUUACCGUAUCCACAUCGGAGAAGAGCAACAAAAAGUCCGAAGCAGAUGAGAUUCAAGCUACUUUGUUUGGCGAUGCUGUCACCACAGUUGCUGAAGAAUGUUGCUGGGGUUUGGUGGACUCGAGUACCGAAAAUUUACUUCAAGUUCCACCGCUGCACAGUUUGGGACAAGCUGUGAGUGUCCCAGUCAGCAUUCCGAAUGAUCUUGGUGCUGCUGAUAAUGUUCAGGUCAUUCCGAUGCAAGAAGAACUGGAAGUGCGUCUAGAACAAGGCACCUUUCCCGUUCCGAACGACUGGCCGUACGACGUGAAAAUGGACUCAGAAAUGGUAGAAGCCGCCCUUGGCCCUAAUCAGAACGAGGCCAAAGUCGACGACAAGCAAUCGCCAGUUUACCCCGACUACAGCCAAGUGAAGCUGGAGCUUGAAGUGACGCUCACUCCGGAAAUCGCCAGCUCCGAUACUCUGAUUACUAGCACAGUGACGUCGAACAACAACGACACAAAUCUGACUGGGAGCUCCGCUACAGCCAAGACUGUAACCACCGUCAUCCCACCGACUACCAUCGUCUGUCUGCCUUCGGCUGUUAGUACAGCCCCUAUGCAGAUCCCCGGCGAGACGGUUCAGUGCGGGCCGCCGAUCUCGCGGCCCGGAUUGGUGCAGAGCUCCAGCGCCCUGCCCUAUUUGGCGUUGAGCACCAGCCAGCCAAUCAGAGCAGUGCCCACUCAUAGCAAGAACAAACCAAAGACUAAUAAUAUAGCAGGUAGCCGGAAUCGUGCCAAUACCAACAAACCUCCACCCGGUGCGGUUAACCUGGAGCGCAGCUAUCAGAUAUGUCAGGCUGUGAUCCAGAAUAGCCCGAACCGGGAUCAGCUCAAGUGCCAGCUGAAGCCGCCCCCCAGCCUGCUGGCGGCGGCCGCAGUGAAUAAUAGUAAGAAGAUAGAUAACCGGCAAACUCAGUAUAGCUCAGUCACUUCAUCGCGAGGGAGUAAAACUUUCACCCCACCUCUGCCUGCAUCUGGAAAUUUCCAGACUGCAAGUAGGUAUAACAAUGGAAUUAAACCUUUGGGCCAGAAAGGGCGGCCGGGGCUUCCGUUCCAACAGCGCCAGGCGAGUCCGCCAGUUGUGGUGCGGCACGUUUUUACCACUUCCGGCCAGGGAAUUCCUGUCACGAUGGCGGUUUUACCUCAAGGAGCAGCGUUGAGUCCAGAAAUUGUUGAUGGUCAAAACCAAGUGGGAGCAGUCGGGCAGUACAUACUGGUGCAGCGCACUGGUGUAGUCGAUCAACACAACGUGCCGCGCUCCUCUUCAGCGCCGCCCGCUCAACAGCCCACCAUAGGCAAUGCGAUAAACACUGUGGGAAUGUCGCAGCUGAUCACUGGCAGAGGACGGCCUGCUAGUGUUGAAGCCGAUCAUCCAACCAUUCAGCAAAAUCAACCGAACGACUUUGUCGUCCAGUGUCCGAAUCCCGGGACGCAGGCGGUAACGAGGCGGCAGCGGUUGCCGCCAGGCGUAGUGUACGGCGAUGUAAGUAUAGAGAGUCACAUGAACAAUUACACCAUCAUUGGUGAGAAUGUGAUCGCCGAUCAUCCGGCGACGGUGAUGCAAAGCCAGAUGGUGAUGCAGCAGCCGAAGAACGAUUCGUGCGCCUGCAGCCUGAAGGCGAUGGUCGUGUGUAAAAAAUGCGGCGCCUUCUGCCACGACGACUGCAUAGGGCCCAACAAACUAUGUCGGACUUGCUUUAUCAGGUAGGUUAGAAAUUAGCAGGUUUUGUUUGUUGUUCAGCAGUCUUUCUAGAUUUAUUGUUACAUAUUUCCAAUAUAGUCUAUUUUUUCGUAUAGGCCCUAGCGGUGGCUGAAUCAAAUAUGUAUACUCAUAUUUUAUAACACGUUUUUUCAUUCUACAUUAUUAUCUGAAUAUGUGCUUUCUAAGCAUUCUAUUCGGAAGAUUUUUAUAAUUUACAUUUCAACUGUUUUUAAGUCAAAAGCUUGAUCGUUCCACUAAUGCGACUGAAUUAGCCAUUUUCUGUGAACAUCGCCAAUCGAACCACCCUAGUGGAACAUCAAAACAUAAUUUUAUCAGACUCCCAAUUCCAACCAGUAAUUUCUAUUAAUAUUUACAGUUAAAUAAAAGAAACAUUUAUUAGCCGCUUACUGGGUUAGUAAAGCGCUCAAUUAAAAAAAAACUCCUAUUCAAUUUCAAUUCAGUUCCAUUAAAGUAUCCAGUUUCUCAGAAAUAGAUGCGAAUCAGAUCUGGUUUAAGUAAAGUAGUUCGAAACCAUGUAGCAUGUAGGUUGUAAAUAGGUAGCAUGUCGAUAAAGCCCACCAACAAACAAAACCUUGAACGCUGUGGUAUAAUAAUAAUAUUAAUAUAUUUUAAGCAACUUGUAAGACUUGGUUUAGUGAUUUCGAUAGGUUUACAUGCUAGGUAGGAUUAUCAGACCUUAGAAACAGUUACAUUAAGGGUAAGAACGAAACGCGCACCUGGCUAAUUAAAUAAAACUGUAUAAUGAGAAACACGGAUAACCUGCAUCUUUUUCCGGGCAAUAAUUUUAAAACCCCACAUACGGUGGACGAUUUAGGCUUAGAUACGACUGGCGAAAAAGGUGCUGGCUACUAGGGAGGGACUUAAACUUAAUACUGACUUUACAUGAUAAGCAAUUAAAUAGUUGAGGAAACGUGAUAAGGCCAUUUACUAAACCUUAUUCAGUCUGUACCGGCGGUAUGAGUGCGUUGUAAAAAGGUUAAAGUUUAGAUUUAUCAGAAAUUUGCAUAAUAUAUUUAUUUAUAAUCGGAGCUGGACAGAACGUGGAUAAUUGCGGCCUGGAAAAGUGAUAGAUGUGUUAGGAAAAUCCUGUUUAAAACGGAUUGGACUAGGCUUCUCGAGAUUGCUCAGUAUUAUUUAUAAGAUAUUCAGGUCUUUUGGGCUCAAUUACCGCCUAUAGUGGAUGUUUGCAUGGUUGUGUCCAGUUCUGAAUUUACUCAGUCUAGUUGGAUAACGAUUGUAACACAAUACACUAAAUCCAUACGAGGAAAUUGCUGAACUCUUGAUUGUUAUCAUAGUUUUAUGCAAACUGGUUGGUGGAUAGUUGUUCUUUAAGCUUUAAAAGACUAUAAACCUAGUCCAAGCCACCGUUUCAGCUAAGGCGAAUAACAAACACAUCCAACAUGAAUUCCAUCCUUUUGCGGGAUGCGUUGUUUUACAUUUUUUAGCUACUUGGGUUUCAUAGAGGUCUUCCAAGCCUGGCGAAAUUCAAUUACAUGUUUUGACAUUUAAUUGAGGAUUUUAGUGCAAUAAUGCCAACGUCUCGAUCACUGUUUUGCGCAAAACACCAUUUAGCUUUGCUUUUUAGAUAUUUCUUUUAACUUUUAGAUUAAGGUGUGUAUAAUUAUUUUUCAUAAAUCUCAAUAGUUUUUAAGGUUUUCUGUACAGUUUUUUUUACUAUUUAGGUUAUUUAAUGUUCAUUUUUAUGUUUGUACAUAAACAGCGAUAUUCUGCAUUUAUUUAAGAAAUACACUAUAAAUGUGA
This is a messenger RNA of Dendroctonus ponderosae (mountain pine beetle), 6414 nucleotides long. It is a transcript of the gene Asx, whose product is annotated as putative Polycomb group protein ASXL3. Gene Ontology annotation, cellular component: PR-DUB complex. The transcript has 6 exons. Bases 577 to 4638 code for a protein of 1353 amino acids. Gene Ontology annotation, biological process: positive regulation of transcription by RNA polymerase II; animal organ morphogenesis. The record is from RefSeq and is a predicted model, not a curated record. NCBI's taxonomy places the organism in Eukaryota, Metazoa, Arthropoda, Insecta, Coleoptera, Curculionidae. Gene Ontology annotation, molecular function: chromatin binding; DNA binding.